Molecule: messenger RNA, 1456 nt
Organism: Abrus precatorius (Indian licorice)
Lineage: Eukaryota; Viridiplantae; Streptophyta; Magnoliopsida; Fabales; Fabaceae
Exons: 6
Coding region: 129-1145 (338 amino acids)
Cellular component (GO): chloroplast envelope; chloroplast thylakoid membrane
Source: RefSeq, a predicted model, not a curated record
GAUUUUAAAAAAGGCAACAGAAAAAAGCACAAGCAAACAGGGGAACCUAAUAGCGGGUGCAAGAAGAGGAUUGGGAUUAGAGGGUGGAGGAAGAGGCAUUGUCCCUUUGAUUCCCUCAAAUCCAUCAAAUGGCUGUUUCUUCGUGUUCUCUUGCCUGUCAGAUUCUGCCACUCAGAAAGGUUUCUGCAAUCCCUUUUCAUUCAACAACUAAUUGCAGAACGUCGCCGUUUCCUGCUGUUCUGAUUCAAAAACAGCCACUGUUAUUUUCUUCAACGACAACGUGCUUCGCUGCAGCGUCGAGCUCAAACGACACUAGCAAUUCCAAGAAGAACCCUGUUUCUUCAAAAGAUAAGGAAAUGGAGGUGGAAGUGGAAGAGGAGCUGCCAUGGAUUCAGGAAAAGGCUUUGGACCUGGUCGAGUUCACUGGCUCGGUUACCCAAGCCAUUCCCGGACCUAGAGUGGGUCCCACCCCCUUGCCUUGGAUUCUCGCCAUUCCUCUUGCAUACGCUGGCCUCACUUUCGUCAUUGCCUUUGUCAAGACCGUCAAAAAAUUCACUUCUCCCAAAGCAAAACGCCGCAGACUGGUCAGUAAAAAUGCCACGCUAUUGAAGUCGUUGGAUGAUUUACUUCGAAAAGGAAGUGAUGAAGUUAAGUUUGAUGCUCUCAAGGAAAUUGAGAAUAAGACAGGUUUUGAUUUGGAAGGAAUUUUGCGCAAGUAUAUCCGGUAUGCCCUGAAUGAGAAACCAUUCAACCCUGACUUAGUAGCUGAUUUAAUUCAGCUAAGGAAAGCUUCUAUGUUGACUGAUUCACAAGUUGCUGCGAUUCUGAAUGAAAUUUCACGACGAAUUGUGCGGGACAAAGGCCCUGUUGUGAUGGACAAAGCAGGUUAUUCUGAAAAGGGUUUCAAGAGAAAACUGGCUGUGCAGACCCUUUUUGGAAAGGUCUUCUAUCUGUCCGAGCUGCCAGAGUUCUGUUCAAGAGAUAGCUCCUUAGUUGUCAAGGAAAUCUUCGGGGUUACAGAUGAAGAUGCUGACAAACUCAGAAUCCACACCGUCUCUGAAGCUGGCAAUCUAGAUGCACUUGAGAAGAUGGUUGAUGAUUCAGAUUCAGAAGAUGCAAGUGAGGCUUCAUCCGAGGCCUCUUAAAGCAAGUCAUAUUUCAGUAUUUAGCAUAGGAGGAGAUUAAAGAAUGACAUGAUGCUGAAAACACCAUCAUCGUCUUCCAUCCAAAAGACAAAAUUUCCGAGGAAGGGCAGUGAUUUUCAUAACCUUUUACUUGCUCUUUUCGGUGCAACUUGUUACUUACUUUCAAAAUCCCUCAUGCAUGCUUGAUAUUUUUGUCAUAACUAUCUUCAGGUCACUUUUAGCGGCAUUGAUAUUUAGAGUGUAAAAAUUGAACUAACAAAAUUAUUAUAAGAUACAUUCGGGUAUAGAUAUAGAAUCAAAUAUGUUCAUUU